Messenger RNA from Syngnathus typhle (broad-nosed pipefish), 4689 nucleotides. RefSeq names its product solute carrier organic anion transporter family, member 1C1 (gene slco1c1). Gene Ontology annotation, molecular function: protein binding. The coding region runs from base 259 to 2361 and encodes 700 amino acids. Lineage: Eukaryota; Metazoa; Chordata; Actinopteri; Syngnathiformes; Syngnathidae. Gene Ontology annotation, biological process: transmembrane transport; sodium-independent organic anion transport. The transcript has 15 exons. The record is from RefSeq and is a predicted model, not a curated record. Gene Ontology annotation, cellular component: membrane.
UUGCCAAUCUAAAUGGAGGCUGGCUUGACUUGAUCUUUACAAGUGGAGGCUGGUGUUGUGCAGAAACACCGGACUCCAGUUAAGAGCAGGCGCCUCCUCCCAUUCUCUGUCAUCUUCAAACACCGGAGCUUACCUGUGCUUUGGUCUCCAUCUCGGAAGCACACCACAAUUUGUCAAGAAGGCUUGCAUGCAUCAGUGCCAAGAAUUUGCACUUGGUGGUAGACUACAGAAAAGCAGACACAGUGACCUUUCGGGAGGAUGGAGGUUGGAGCAGAGCACGGCGCUAUGCAGAAGACCCGACGCGAUGACGACGCAUCCACAAAAACACGCCCUUCAUCCUCCUCCAGUCUUAAGAUGUUUCUGGUGGCUCUGUCCUUUGCCUAUUUUGCAAAGGCUCUGUCGGGGAGCUACAUGAAGAGCACGAUAACUCAGUUGGAGAGACGCUUUGACAUUCCCAGUUACCUAAUAGGCAUCAUUGAUGGGAGCUUUGAGAUAGGUAACCUGUUAGUUAUAGCCUUUGUCAGUUACUUUGGUGCCAAACUCCAUCGGCCAAAGAUGAUUGCAAUGGGAUGUGUGCUGAUGUCUAUCGGUACCUUAAUCAUUGCCCUGCCUCACUUCAUCAUUGGACGAUAUGAAUUUGAAUCAUCCGCCAAGUGGGUUGUGAAUUCAAGCCUUACCUUGUCGCCAUGUCUACCCGGCUCAACAGGUGACCCCAGCCAAGAUAGUAAAUUACCUCAAGUGCCAGUGAAAGAAUGUGAAGGAGAUUCCAACCUCUCCAUGUGGAUAUAUGUACUCCUGGGAAAUAUCCUACGAGGGAUUGGAGAGACCCCUGUUCAGCCCCUUGGAAUCUCCUACAUAGAUGACUUUGCUACUGAGGAGAAUGCUGCAUUAUACGUGGGCUGUGUGCAGACCAUCUCUGUGGUGGGGCCUGUCUUUGGCUACUUGUUAGGCUCUUUAUGUGCAAAAAUUUACGUGGACAUUGGAUUUGUAAAACUGGAAACCAUCACAAUAACCCCUGCAGAUUCCCGCUGGGUUGGAGCCUGGUGGUUAGGCUACCUCAUAGCCGGCAUCAUCACUUUACUUUCUGCCAUUCCAUUCUGGUUUCUGCCUCGCUCGCUACCAGUUCCAGGCUGUCACACCCCAGAAAAGCCUGAGCAGGCAAGUUUUAUUAAAGGCUCUGCCUCCAUGAAGCACAAGUAUCCAACGGAAGAGCACACCAGUUUCAUAGAGAUGGCCAAAGAUUUUAUUCCAAGCCUCCGGACCCUGUUGGGUCACCCUGUUUAUCUGAUCUACUUGUGUGUGACAAUCAUCCAGCUCAACUCACUUAUUGGCAUGGUCACCUACAAACCCAAGUACAUCGAACAGCACUUUAGACAAUCCGCCUCAAAGGCCAACUUUCUAAUGGGUGUGAUUAAUAUCCCAGCGGUUGCACUUGGGAUUUUCUCUGGUGGCCUCCUAAUGAAGAAGAUGAAGCUGAACAUUAUAGGAGCAGCCAAAUUUGCUUUUGUAACUUCUUUUCUUGGCUAUGUCCUUUCUCUGUUUUUCUUUGUGAUGAGCUGUGAGAACGCCAAAAUUGCCGGAGUGACUCUUCCGUACAACAGCAUGGAGGACAUAUCUUAUGACAAACACUCUGUUUUCACCACCUGCAACUCCAACUGUUUUUGCUCAGCAAAUAAUUGGGACCCAGUCUGUGGAGAGAAUGGAAUCACUUUUGUUUCUCCCUGUCUUGCUGGCUGCACCAUCUCCACCGGUUCAGGGAAAAACACAGUCUUCUUGAACUGUAGCUGCGUGGGUGUGGCUGGUAAUCUGACAGCCCAUACAGGUCAGUGCCCGGAUAAGGACGACUGCGACAGGAUGUUCCCGUACUUCUUGGCUCUUUCUGUCAUCACGUCCUUCAUCAUUUCCCUGGGAGGAACACCGGGCUACAUGCUCCUCAUCAGGUGCAUCAAACCACAGCUGAAAUCGUUUGCCUUGGGAUUCCAUGCUCUAGCGACACAUACACUUGCCGGAAUCCCGGCACCCAUUUACUUUGGAGCAAUCAUUGACAGCACAUGUUUAAAAUGGGGUCAGAAACGCUGCGGUGGAAGAGGAGCUUGUAAAAUUUACAACACCACAAAAUACAGGAUCGCCUACCUGGGCCUGACUUUGAGCCUACGGACGAUCUCAUUUCUAGUGUGCAUCCCGGGCUUCAUCCUGCUCAGUAGACAGCUGAAGAAGGAGGAACAAGACGCCCUUCGUGGAUCUCGAGCCAGUGGCGGAACAGAACUGGAAGCGCUCAGAAAGGAAGAAUUUGUGAUCUCAAAUUCUGCGACAUUACAAAGAACGUCAGAAAACGGCACAGACCGCGAAACGCGACUGUGAUGCCCUAGAGAGGGAAAAGAUGACCUCUGAGGACCACCAACCUCCUUUUCAUCACAUGCAGAUGAACAAACUUAUCUACAUACACACAUGCGUGCACACACACACACACACACACGCGCACGCACGCACGCACGCACGCACAAACACAAACACUUGCAGGGAAUCUUAUUAAAUCUGAUGACAAUAUUGCUGAAUUCUCAUAUUUGCAGAGAUUUCAUAUAGUACUCAGAAAUUGAAAAGGUCUAUUGGCCAUUACUUUUUUAUGAUACUAAUGUUAGACUAAAUGCUACACACUCAGUUUACACUCAAUUACAACUUUAUCCUGAGAAUAGUUUUCUACUACUUUUUUUUUCUUUUUUUUUUUAAACGUGUAUACACGCUGUACAUGUAUGAGGUCUGAUUAUCUGACAGCACCAGAACUGUACAAUAGAGUUUUAAUAUCCUCCCUCCAUUGCAGUAUGCCUGGCAUGCACAUGUAUGUUUCGGGGGAAAUGCUGCUGGACAGUACAAGAGUUUGAGAGGAGACCGAGAAAAGAGAAUGGAACAAAAAAACAAAACAAUAAAAAUUAAAUGAAUAGAAAAAAUAGACAGCAGUAGUAGCAGUAGCAACAACAAUGGAUUCAAAAUUUCCACCAAGGAUUUGGGUCAAAUUCAAAAUACGAUUUUCAAAGGCCCCAUGCAGUGUCCUUACAAUUGUGAUCACUUUACACAUCAUGAAUAGUGUGGACAAAUAGGACAGAACCUGACCAGAGUGGCAAACCUGCCUUUGUAAAGGCUGUUGGUGUGCUGUAGUAUUGAAAGAAUAGGCAAAUUGAAUGUUUCCUGCCCAAAAAAGUGCCUUGCAGGUUUUACGUACAGUACUGCAUAUGAAGUCUGUGUGUGAUACAAUAUCAUAUCAGAGGCGUGUCUCCUGUAAGAAAGACUGCCACCCCACAAGAUCACUGGGACCCGCCCCCUAAAGUUUAUUGAAACGUUGGCCUUUUCCCUGCAUUUUCACUUUAACCCCAUCAAAACAGAUAUUCUAACAACAAUCUUAAUGGAUUCAUUGUUUUAUCCAUUUUGAGUCCUCAAUUAACCUAACAUGCCUUUUUUAAAUGUGGAAAGUACAAGAAAGAGAACUCUACACAGUAAGAAGAGAUAUUUGAACCUUUAACCUCAGGAUCAUGAGGCAAACAAACUGCCCUAAGUGUAUCCAUAACAUUAAUUCCAGACCGUUUGGUGACUCACUGCACUGCCAGAGCAAAACUCAAAACACUGAUUGGACAGAAUGCUGUCAUAUUAAAUGCCUCAACUGCUUAACGACAACUCUAGCGAGUGCUCUGAUUCGCCGCCUAAGUACAUUAAUACCCUCAAAUCGGCAUAUUUGUAGUGACCAUGGCGAUCACUUACUGCCAUGUAUGGUAGUUUCCAUGGGAUGACCUGUGCCAAACAUUGCCCUCAGCUUUUGAUCAAUUGAUCAACCUUGACAUAGUUUGUAUUGUUAAUAUGUAUUUAGCUCUACCUCGACAUUGUCAGACUUUACACUAGUGACGUUGUUUUGUGAUGUUUUUUUGGCGGGGGUUAUGUGCGUGUGCAUGUGUGUGUGUGCAGAAAGUGAUGCCUAAACUCAACAGACAUAUGUUCUCAGUUGUUUACUAUCUUUCUUUCUUGGGGAAAACUAAAUAUCCUCCUUAUAUACUUAGCAAAGGUAAAUUCAAAAUAUCUACAUAAUAUCCUCAUAAAUGUAGACAAUAUUGUUUUGGAUGACUUUAUCACUACGGAGGAUACAUGCUGUAUAACCUAAUGGGAGGUUUGACUGAAUUGUGACGACUCUUUUGAAUUUAGCUGUGUCAGGCACAAGUAUUAAAUACCGACAGAAGAGCAGCAAUGAAGUUUUAUCAGAAAAAGAAUAACUUGGAUUAUAAAAAUCAGAAUGUAUUUCAUUUUUAUUAUGUAUUAUUGUUGUAAAAAUGCCAUGAAAAAAUACCUUGCAAGUAAUAAAACUUUGAAUACCCAAUCUAAAAAAAAAAGUGUUUUGUGUAAAACAUUGUCCAUCUUCCUGACAGUGAUGAACAUGUUGAUUUACAUGCAUGUGACAUAGCCAGCAAAAGUGAGCAAAGUGUGCAUACAGCAUAGCCUAUCGCCCAUACAUUAGGUGCAACAUUGUUGAAUUUGGAAAACAAAAAUACAAUUUCAUACAGUAAAAUUCAUAUUCUUGUCACCUAACACACCAUUAAAAAGCGUUACCUCACACGUUUUUUUUUUGCAAAUGACACAUUCAAAUUAAGACAUGGCCAAAACAAAGGAAAAAGCUUUACUAAGACAUAAUGACCUGACAGUGCAUGUGUG